Messenger RNA from Rubroshorea leprosula, 1117 nucleotides. Lineage: Eukaryota; Viridiplantae; Streptophyta; Magnoliopsida; Malvales; Dipterocarpaceae. The record is from the annotation of a GenBank genome assembly.
AAAUGGUUUUUGUUUCACAUGAGUCGGUGUCGUUUGGCGGACGGUAUAUUUUUCAACUCAUGGGAAGAUCUUGAACCGGUCCCCCUAAAAGCAAUAAGAGAGAAUCCAUUCUUCAAGAGUGUGACACCGCCGGUUUACCCUGUUGGACCGGUGAUUAAACAAGAGGAACAUGAUGAAUCAGCAGCGGAAUACAUGUCAUGGCUGGAUGAGCAAACACCGAACUCUGUUCUCUUUGUAGCGCUUGGUAGUGGUGGAACUUUGUCAGGGGAACAGAUGAUUGAGUUGGCUUGGGGUUUAGAGCUGAGUCGGCAACGAUUCAUAUGGGUGGUUCGUAAACCAACAGAAGUUUCUAGUUCAGGUACGUUUUUCAAUGUGGGAAGUGAUGCUAAUAACCCAGAGGAGUAUCUUCCCGAAGGGUUCCUUGAGAAGACAAGGGGAGUGGGAGUGGUGGUACCGUCGUGGGCUUCCCAAGUGGCCGUGCUCCGCCACCCGUCAACAGGCGGGUUCAUAUGUCAUUGUGGAUGGAAUUCAACAUUGGAGAGUAUAGUUCACGGCGUGCCAAUUAUCGCGUGGCCUCUCUACGCGGAGCAAAAAAUGAACGCAACGGUGCUAGCGGAGGAUAUUGGAGUAGCCGUCAAACCUGAGGUGAAGGCGGGCCAGACGGUGGUGGGACGGGAAGAGAUAGCGAGAGUGGUGAGAAUGGUGAUGGAGGGUGAUGAAGGGGAUGAAAUAAGGCGUCGGGUUAGGGAACUGAAGGAAACUGCCGCAAAAGCACUGAGUGCCAGAGGGUCGUCGCAUGAAUCGAUCUGUCGGGUGGUGGAGGAAUGGAGGGCGCUGAGCUGACUCUGGAUUUGAAGCCAUAACACUUGGUUUAGUUCCCAUUGAACGCAUUAGCAUUUACUGGGAUGAAUAAAAAGAGAAAUAAAUUAGUUAUUUUCAUCAGUGUUUUAUGGAAGGUGCCAAUAAAAGAUUAGAAGUCUCCGGCACCUCAGCUCAAAUGUGCCCAAGAUCUGCAAUUAAGUUGUUGCGGUUGGUUUGUUUUUAUAUCGAUGUAUAGAGAUUAAGAAUGAAACUUUAUAUUUGUAGCUAAAAGGGUAGGAAAUCUAUUGUCUGUCUC